This is a messenger RNA of Linum tenue, 484 nucleotides long. The record is from the annotation of a GenBank genome assembly. NCBI's taxonomy places the organism in Eukaryota, Viridiplantae, Streptophyta, Magnoliopsida, Malpighiales, Linaceae.
UAUCCAGAACGCAUUGAGGUGCAUCACGUCCACAAGUUCCCUUUACGUCCCGGUCAAUGGUGCACCCAAGUUCCACUAAUCUGCCACCAUAUAGUGGAGUGGCACUUGCCGGAUCGAUGUCUACGACCAUUUGGACGUGAGCAAUGCCUACCAUUGAAUGUCCCGGAGAGUCAGAAGGGGUACCAUGGGAAAGAUGGCCGACAAGGACCUACUAAUUGGACGGAGGAGUAUUCGAAAUUGAUCUGCCUGUGGAAUGUUAGGCAAGAUCAGGAUAUUGUGACGGGAUCUCAUGUGGGGCGGAUGGGCUACCAUGACCCGUACAUGGAAACAUACCGAAGAUAAUCUGUUCGGUACAUGACUCCCGAAGGUGCGGCGGACGGAGCUUUGGUUGAUGGCAUCGAGCGAAUACACGACCUCGCGCGGACGACAAAUCAUUCGGCUGCGGGUCGAGAGGUGGGGCUCAUUCGAAGGAUAGCGAACAGUC